Dendrobium catenatum is the source of this 2931-nucleotide messenger RNA. RefSeq lists its product as uncharacterized. The record is from RefSeq and is a predicted model, not a curated record. Gene Ontology annotation, molecular function: nucleic acid binding; RNA-DNA hybrid ribonuclease activity. The transcript is spliced from 6 exons. NCBI's taxonomy places the organism in Eukaryota, Viridiplantae, Streptophyta, Magnoliopsida, Asparagales, Orchidaceae. The coding region runs from base 1 to 2931 and encodes 976 amino acids.
AUGGAAAGGAACUGUCUACUUGAAGAUUGGCCGGAAGUUCAUCAAGUCCUUGAAGAAGAAGAUAAUAGACUUUUAAACAGUGAAUUCCUGAUUGAGGAAAUUGAAAAAUCUAUCACUGAUACUACAGGUUUUACUUCUCCUGGUGAAGAUGGGAUAACUUACUCCUUCAUUAAAAACUAUUGGCCUAUUAGCCUGUGUAACACAAUUUACAAAAUUGCUUCAAAGGUGAUCCUUAACAGAAUGAAAGCUAUUAUUCAAAAGAUCAUAACUGUUGAACAGGCAGCUUUUGAUAAAGGGAGAUCUCUUCAGGAUCAUGCUCUGAUUGCACAAGAACUUUUUCACAAAUUUAGGAUUUCUAAAGAUUCCAAGGGUCUUGUGUCUAUUAAAUUAGACAUGGAGCAAGCUUAUGAUUCUAUGGGGUGGCCUACUCUUCAAAAGGAUGUGUUUGGAAUUCGGGUUAGUAAGAAUGGUCCAAAAAUUUCACAUCUACUGUAUGCUGACGAUAUCAUAUUCUUUGCUGAAGCUAAGCUUAAGAAUAUGAAAACUAUUAAAAAAAUUGUUACCAGAUAUUGUGAAUGGACAGGGCGAAAUGUGAAUUCAAAUAAAUCAGGGAUUUUAUUUGGUAAAGCUGUUAACAGCCGUAAGAAGAGGAAAAUUAAAAGGAUUAUGGGUUAUAAGGAAGUUAAGGAGAUUAAUUAUCUGGGAUCAAAGCUAACAUUGAGAAGGCUUUCAAGGGUUGACUUUCAGUUUCUUCUUGACAAGACUGUUAUUCUAGCUCUUCCCUCAUUUUACUCUACAAUUUCUUUGGUUCCUAAAGCAGAUCGUAGAGAUAUUGAGAAACACUGCAGAAGGUUUAUUUGGGAUAAAUCAAAUGAAGUUCAUGGGUUACAUUAUUUGAGUUGGGAAAAGCUCUGUGAACCUAUUGAUAAUGGCGGUAGAGAUUUGCAGUCCUGUUCUAAUAAAUUGGGUCCUCUAAGGGCCAAGCUUGCCUGGAAAUACAUGAAAGAUGAAGAAUCCUUAUUACAUAAAACUCUUUACCCCAUAUACGGAUCUUGUUGGGAGGUUGUUAAUGGGAAUAAAUCUAUUUCUGCUGCUUGGAAAAUCAUUAAGGAUGGAAGCAAAUUUUUGAAAAAUAUCGUGAGGUGGGAUAUUGCUAACGUUAAUUCUAUUGAUGUAUUUGAAGAUACUUGGAUCCUUGAUAAGUGUCUUAACAGAUGGCCAACUUUUGUUAAUCCAUUAGAAGCAAAUGGGAAGUUAACAGUGGAUUAUUUUAUUUCUGGUAGUUACUGGAAUCUUAAUAAACUUUAUAAAUUUUUUGGCAAUGAAUUGGUUCGGCUAAUCUGCCAUACAGAAAUCAAAUCUGAGCUUAUUAAUGAUAAUUUUGAUCUCAUUCACAUGGAAUCUGGUAGAACUAUCUCAUCUAUGGCUGCUAAUAUCAAUUCUUCUUCUAAUUCUGUUCAAUCUCAUUGGAGUUGGCUGAAAAAAUCCAAAGUUAAUGCCAGAGUAGAAAAUUUCUGCUGGAGGAUGUUUAACAAUGCUCUACCAACCUUUUCCUUUCUAUCCUAUAGAAGGCUUCAAACCAGUUCGUAUUGUCCUAGAGGCUGUCAAGAAGAAGAGAAUAUUUGUCAUCUUAUUUGUAGAUGUCAAAAACUGGUUGAAAUAUUUAAAAUUCUGGAUACUUGGGGCUUUCAUAUAACAGAUUUUAAUAACAAAGAGGAAGUUUUUGAAUGGUUGUUCAGGCAAAAUCAUUUUAUGUCAAGCUUAUUAUGUAAUGUGAUCUACCUUAAUUGGAAAGAAAGGAAUGAAUUGGUUCAUGGGAAGAAAGGAAAGAGUUCUAUGUUUAUAGCAAUUGAAGCAAUCAGCUUUUUAAGAGCUCUUAAAACUCCUAACUUCAUCAAAUCGGGCCGGUUGGGUUCUAAUCAGCAUAUGCUGUUUGAAGAUCGUUGGUGCCCUCCUCCACCCGAAUGGAUCAAGUUGAAUGUUGAUGCAACUUUGUUUCCCUCUUAUAAAGGAGGAAUUGGUGGUGUUAUUAGAGACUUCAAAGGAAGACUUAUAGCAGCGUUUGGGAAGCCUGAAAUUCAUUGGGAUAUCACUCAUUUGGAGCUUCUAGCUAUAACUUCUGGUAAAGAUAUACUCAAAGAUUGGAUGCAUGGUUAUAAAUGUAUCAUAAUUGAAAGUCAUAAUAUCAAUAUUAUCAAUCUCAUUCAUAAAAAGAAAGAAGCCAAAGCGGGAUUCACGCGGGUGAUGGAGGAUUGCCUUCUGGUGACCUCUGAUGACUGGAAUGUUCCACCGUGGAAGGGAAUAGCAUCAACGACUUCUGGUAAAGCAUAUUUGGAGAAGGCACCGAGAAAUUACAAUUCGGCCUUGGUUAUCCGAGAACCAAAUUUGGAGAAAGUUGCGGUUGUUGCAGAUUUGGUAUUUAGGAGGUGUAUUCCUUUGCAUCUAGUAGCAACUGAGCUGAGACGUCAGUGGAUGAAGUUUAGUAAAUUUCAUCUAACGAGCCUUGGUUCUGACUGGGUUUUAUGUUCAUUCUUCUCUAAGGAGGCCAUGGAGAAUGUUCUAUUGGGAGGGCCAUGGUUCGUCAAUGGGUAUAUAGUUGGGCUAGAUAAGUGGAGUUCAGAAUUCAAUCCCAACUCACUCAAAGUGUUGUCUUCUCCAAUAUGGAUUACGAUGUCGAGUUUGCUGCUAUACUGCUGGGAUGAAAUCAAUGUCUCAAGGAUAGCGUCUUCUAUUGAAGAACCAAUUUUGAUAGAUGGGGAUAUGUUCCAAUGGGGGAGGAGAAAAUUUGCUAGGAUUUGCGUCCGCAUUCAGCUUGAUCGACAAUUGCCUACUAGUGUUCGGGUGGAAGGCGUUAAUGGCAAAUUUUUUCAAAAAGUGGAAUAUGAGAAAAUUUCCAACUUUUUUAUGAAUGUGGACGUGUUGGCCAUUUGA